This is a messenger RNA of Somion occarium, 2927 nucleotides long. Lineage: Eukaryota; Fungi; Basidiomycota; Agaricomycetes; Polyporales; Cerrenaceae. The record is from the annotation of a GenBank genome assembly.
ACCUCUACCUUGUUGGAAUCAACCCUAUCCUCGAGUUUGUGACAGGAAGACAUUCCUUUGGAGGGGAUGGUUGAGACUACGUAUCUCUUCCACAGCUCCAGGACUACAGGCAAAAGCCGCAUGACUUUGCAUGGGACUUUCACAUCUCUUCAGCUCUCAUGGUCUUACCAGAAUGCAUGAUUUGGAGGAAAGUUGUGCAAAACUCAUGAAUAACCUUAUAGCCUCAUGUGGAAAUAUAAUUAACCAUAUAUUCGUAGAGGCUCGCUUCCAGCCUCUAGAUACUCCCUUCUAACCUUCCUACUGAAAAGGACGAUGGAACUACGCGAUCACGUGCAGGCACCCACGUGUCGAGGCGACUGUUUCUGAGGCCACACUCAUUCUCUGGCUUUUCCGCUUCUUUGACCUGCUCUUUGUGCUGAUUUUCAACCUCCGAACUGACCAAACUCUCGUCAUGGCCCUUCACAAAAAGUAUAAACAUCCGCUCGCGUCAGGCUGGAUUGGGUGCACACGCUACACUAUGACAGAUCGUCCACAAACUCCACCACCCAAUCCAGUUCCUGAUGUUGGCCCUGCUAGAGCGGGUGCAGCAUCAGGCAUCGAAAACUCUACUGUUGCCCAGGAUUCCGACCUUGCCCCAGAAGUGAUCUUCUUACGUGAUCACCUUACCUCUAGGCCAAAAGGAAAGCUGUUUACUGUCCGUCACAGCCAGUACAAGAAAGCUGUCAACCAGGUCGUCUCCGUUAAAGGUGCCGAAUCCAACCUUUACAACCCCGUCUGCACUUUGUUGAAUAAAAUCAGUAAACGUAUAUACGACACUUAUCAGAAUGCUAGGAUAUAUCUUCCGCACGAUGCUCCCGUCUUCUUCCUUGAUCAUCACACAGCUCCGCCUAUGUACCACGGCGGUCCCUUCGACGACAAACCUGAUAUAAUUGGGGUCUUUGCAACAUCAAAAUCGAUGACGGAUUUCAAGACAGGCCGUAAUAGCUAUACUAACGUGCCAUAUCACAUGAUUGUUACCACUGGAGAAUGCAAGCCGGAAGCUGAGGAAGGGACACCGCAAGCUAUAAGUUACACUUGCCAACAUCUUGAAGCUCGACCAGAUAUGCCUGGUGUCUACGCUAUCUUCGCCAAUGCUAAGGGUUACAAGAUCAUCUGGUCGGACGCCUCUGGGGUGGUAAGCUCACCGUUCAUGUCCUGGAAUAAUCAAAAACUUCUCGAGGGAUACAUCCGUUCUUUGUAUUUUCCCCCGAAGAAACAUCAUCUAUGGGACCCAUCCAUCUCUGCACCAAUCCUUCUUCCAGAUCCAGAUCCACAAGCUAGUAUCGACUCUCGAAAGGUUCACUGGACAAUCAAGUACAAUAACAAGAAGUACGAGAACUGUAUUCCGCUGUAUGUCAGCAGAUCCACCUGGGGAAGACGAACUGCCGUGUUCAUGUUUCAGGAAAACAAAGGCGUGUUUGCUGUGAUUAAAGAUGCGUACCGAGACGACGGCCGACGUUUUAACGAGGUGACAUUACUUCAAGACAUCCACAGCGAAGGUAUAUUCCCAGGAGUUGUCCGAGUUAUCGCUUCAGGUGAGGUUCAUACAGCUGAUGGUGAGGCAAUUGGAACCGCUCGGUCGGCAGUCAGAGGCAAGAUACACCACCGCACCAAGAAGCGACUGAUUAUGGGAAGCCGAGGUAGCAAGUUCUACGCCGCUAAAAGCGUAAAGGAUUUGUUAAUGGCUAUCUUCGACGCGUUGGAAGUACAUCGUGCUCUCAUCGCACGUCGUCAGUUCCUGCAUCGUGAUCUCAGUAUGUAUAAUGUGCUGCUAUAUCCAGAGCAUGCAGAAGAUAGUAUACAGGGGAAGAAAUUCAUCGUGAAUCCUCCAAAGUUUAUCGACGAGAUCCUUGGCCAGCUGAGCGAGUACGACGAUAAGUGUCGCGCACUCCUAAUCGAUGCUGACAAUAGCGCAUCUCUGAAGCCUGAACUGUUAUUCGACUCCGAUGCAGAUGCAGCGCUUCGUGAAGAGCUUGCUUGUAGAACUGGUACCCCCCGUUACAUAGCUCGCGCGGUUGCAUCUGGCAAGCUGCUUACAGGCAAAUCGUCCAGGAACUUCACAAAAAUGCCUACUCUCUCCACUGAAGCUAAAGGGCUGUACAUAGCAGCGUUUGGCCAAGCCACAUAUGAGUAUUAUCUAGACGACGAUACAUUCCAUGGAGGCAAAAUCCGCACUUCUGCACCCCCUGCAUUCUUGCACAGACCGGACCACGACGUCGAGUCUCUUUUCUGGCUUCUAGUUGCUUGCUUAAUACUAGCGAAACCUCUGAACGAACCUGACGCUCCUACGCAACAAUUUGUGGAUGCCUGAGACUAUAUAGAAAAUCAUACUAUCAGUGCAAACUCCCGGAAUGAUCGACGCGGAGAAUUCCUGGACCACGAGGAAAGCGAUUGGGAGAACGUCCUUCACCCGAAACUAGCAUCGCUCGCAGGUAUGCUCACCAAGCUGGGGGACCAUGUCCAACCGGAAUACGCUCUACUGGACCCACCACCUCCACAAGAGCAUUUGCAUGAAGCAUUCCGGAGAAUCUUGCUCGAGCGAAUUAUGUGCAUGGAUGACCCCAUACUCCUUACGCCUGGUCGAUCGCGGACAGUUGCACUUCCUGCACCUGCGGGUCAAGGGCGUGACCCCAGAGUUCCUACUGGUUCGAAGCGGAAGGCUGGUAAAGAAAAGGUAGAAGAAGGUUCUUGUCGAGGGAGCAAACGUUCUCGCAGGAUGUGCAAUGUUCUAGACCAAGGACUUCCAUCAUGGCUGUUACACGACCGCGAUUCAUACAUGAACGAUUAGUUCUUCGAUUUUCCCGUUUAUUAUUUAGAGUGAGCAUAGAAGCCUCCGUUAUUUAUCCAAAAGAAUCGUUAUUCCGCAAAAACAUCAUCAUUGGAAAAUC